AUGAGUUCAAUGGACCUUGAUUCCUCGCUUGAUGAUCUUAUAAAGCAAAGAAAAACACACCCUAAGAAAGGCUCAUCACAGCCAAACAAAGCUAAAAAACUUCAAAAGGGCAAAGAAAAAGGCAAUCUAAGUAUCCAAACGAAGGCUAAAGUUAAAAAACCAGCAUCAAAUAAUAAUGUCAAAACUAGCAAGAAUAUCAUGUCUCGGCUGUCAUUGACAUCGAGACCUAAUCCUUCAGCAAGUAACAAAACUUCAACAAUCGCCGAUCCUUCUAAAAUUAUCAUCACAAAAGCUGUUCCUCAGACAGUUAAAGGUAAAUUAGGCUCUCAAGUAAAGAAACUCAGUAAUACAACCACUGCUGCCAUUACCACCCCUGCCACCACUCCCUUGACGAAAAAGAAGACGGCGAUAGUUAAUAGUAUAAAUAGUCCAAGUAAGAGUUCAAAUGGCAGUACAUUAAGCAUCUUCAGUUCUCGUCUUGGUCCUCGUUCACAACAGACACAACCAGUAAUACCGCAACAAACUGCACGUAUAACCGGAUCUGCAUAUGAGCGACCUGUUAUCGAUGGACGAUCUAGUAUUUCUAUCCGUGGGCGAUCAAAUGUAACCCCACCCUCCGGCGGCUUGACUAUCAAAGGUGAAUCUGGUCCAACUACAGUGUUGAUAUCUGGGUUAGACCGUGGGACUAACUCGGAAGAUGUCAGGUGUGUAUGUGAAGAAUUUGGCAAUGUUUUGCGAUGUGAAGUUUUAAGAAACCGUAUGGGUGAAUCAUUUGGAGAAGCUGAAGUAGAAUUUAGCACAAAAAGCGCAGCCUUAGACUGUAUAGCUAAACUUGAUAAUAUAAAAGCAGAUGGUCAAUAUUUGCGUGUCAUAUUGAGAGAUAACAAACCUUCAACGCGUAGUUAUGCUGCUACUCAGAUCAAUUCAAUUAUUUCAACACCUUCCACAUCAUCUGGUAGGUUGUAUUCGGAUCAAAUAUCUUCUUCAAGAUAUGAAGUUGUUCGUCGCUAA
Messenger RNA from Rhizopus microsporus ATCC 52813, 1011 nucleotides. RefSeq names its product RNA-binding domain-containing protein. The record is from RefSeq and is a predicted model, not a curated record. Gene Ontology annotation, cellular component: nucleus. Gene Ontology annotation, biological process: mRNA export from nucleus. Lineage: Eukaryota; Fungi; Mucoromycota; Mucoromycetes; Mucorales; Rhizopodaceae. The transcript has 5 exons. Bases 1 to 1011 code for a protein of 336 amino acids. Gene Ontology annotation, molecular function: mRNA binding.